Messenger RNA from Dunckerocampus dactyliophorus (ringed pipefish), 642 nucleotides. Its product is annotated as transcription factor HES-2-like. Gene Ontology annotation, biological process: anterior/posterior pattern specification; regulation of transcription by RNA polymerase II; regulation of neurogenesis. Gene Ontology annotation, molecular function: DNA-binding transcription factor activity, RNA polymerase II-specific; protein dimerization activity; RNA polymerase II cis-regulatory region sequence-specific DNA binding. The record is from RefSeq and is a predicted model, not a curated record. Lineage: Eukaryota; Metazoa; Chordata; Actinopteri; Syngnathiformes; Syngnathidae. The transcript is spliced from 4 exons. Gene Ontology annotation, cellular component: nucleus. Bases 34 to 642 code for a protein of 202 amino acids.
GACACAUCUCGAGUACUCAGAACGACGAAGAAAAUGUCUCCAAACAUGACUUGUGAAACUCUGCCUGCAUCUUUUCCUCCAAGGCUCACUGUGGCCAAAAGGAAAGAGGCUCUUGAGCUUAGGAAGACGAUGAAACCUUUGGUAGAAAAAAGAAGGCGCGCUCGUAUUAAUGACUGCCUGAACCACCUGAAAGAGCUGAUUCUCCCUCUCACUGGCAAAGAUAAAAGCCGUUACUCCAAGCUGGAGAAAGCAGACAUCCUUGAAAUGACUGUGAGGUUCCUCAGUGACAUACCGCCUGUCCACAACAAAAAUUCCACAGACAGCUACAAAGAAGGCUACAAAGCCUGCCUCCAGCGGGUCUCUGCGCUCCUCCCCAAAACCACCCUGGACCAGGAAGCUUCCCAGCGGGUGACCGACUUCAUCAAGCGGUCCAUGUCGGCCACAGCGAGCCGGUCGUGCCUCAACUGUUGCGCCCAGAGCUCCGCGGCUUUACCUCACAUCCAGCAGAGGCUGCUGAGCCUCAAGUCCAGCCUAGGCUGCAAACUGGACCGCUCGCGGCAGAGCGCAACCGCGGCGCUCCCCUCCAGCAGAGCUCAGCCAGCUCCACAGCACGAGCGCGUCACCAUGUGGAGACCCUGGUAG